CGAGAGAGAGAGAGGACAGGAGGGAGAAAGAGAGAGAGCGAGACUCACACCCCCGCAUACUCGGGCUCUCUGUCAUAAAGUCACUUACUUACACAGGUAUACAGCACACUGAGGUUGUUCAAGAGAGAACAGGAGAGCGAGAGAGAGGAAGAGAGCGAGAGAGAAGACCUGCCACCGGUUGCUGAGACUUGAGCGUUCCAGGAGGCUCACAGAUAACCUGCCCUAUGUGCGGCUCCUCUCAAGGCUUCACGGCCUCCUCCCCGCAGCACAGUGCAGCCAUGCUAACCUCAGAGGGGCCCCUGCAAAGCACAACGGUUGCCACCGCCGUCACGACGCCAGACGUGGACAUGAGCUCGUGGAGCGAGGCAGAGUUUGAGGAGAGGUGCACUUACGUUAUCAAGGACCAACCUGUGGAGGAAGAGUCUGAAAACCGGGGCAGGACGUGUGCUGAGCGAUCCCUACCCAGAAACCUGGCUCUCAAACGCUGCCCCGACUCAGCAGAGGUGCUGGCCGUGACCAGUAAGGAGCCGAUUCCAAAGGGGACCCGUUUUGGCCCUCUGGUCGGGGAGAGCUACACCAACGAAACUGUGCCAAAAGACGCCAAUAGGAAAUAUUUUUGGAGGGUAUUCUCUGAGGGCCGCUUGCACCACAUCCUGGAUGGUUUGAAUGAGGAGAGAAGCAACUGGAUGCGUUACGUCAAUCCGGCCUGCGGCACUCGAGAGCAAAACAUGGUGGCAUGCCAGAACGGCCUGGACAUCUACUUCUACACGAUACGGCCGCUGCAGCCGGGUCAGGAGCUGCUGGUGUGGUACUGCCCUGAGUUCGCCCGGCGCUGCAACUACCCGCCGCUGAGACAGCUGGUUGCUGACAAACAAGGUUUGAGUCAGGAGAGGAACACAGGGAAGAGGGGGCACAGUGUCUGUGAAAUCCUCAAGGAAGAACCGGUCAAAUCUCUGCCUUCUGCCCCCCAAUGCUUGGACAGUCCUCUGUCCCAAACCAGUUCGCCGAUAUAUCCCAUCUGCCCCCGUGUGGUCUAUCCCCUUAACCCCCACCCCCACUCAGAAUCCAUCCACGGCCUCGGUUAUGCACCAAUGCCCCAUUCUGGCUCCCCGGCUUCUAAACAGGAAGGUGUGAGUAGGCCUGUCACAUCCCAUUUACACUUUGCCUUAAAGCACAACCCGGGCCCCAUUCCAGCCAAACUUUACCCAGAGUCCUCUGUGUCUGAUUGUGUCCACACUGGUCUCAGGCACACCCCGUAUCUGCUGCCUCACUACCCCCUUGGCCUCAGCAGCGUUCUACCUCACUCAUAUCCCUUCCAUAGUGAGCGGCUAAAACCUCACCUACCGCUUCCAUCUCAUUUAUUGCCUUUCGAUGCCUACACACACUACCUACAUCCUUCCGCUGCCAGAGGACACAAAGACUUGGCACUUGCACUAACCAACACCAACAGCAAGGACCUCAUCUCCACAAGGACAAGCUACCUCAAGAUCCCCAAUGUCACAUCACAGGAUGACCCGAGAGACCUCAAACACUCCCCCUCCAGCAGUUUGUACGGCGAUCUCCCCUUACCUGCCACCUCCAGUGCUUCAUUCAUGGCCACCUCCCUUCGGGGGGCACUGUCCACUCUUUUACCCAGAGGGGGUUCACCUCCCGUGGGUAUGGCUGCCUCUUUAGACUGCUUGCCAUCCAAACCCACUUCUGCAAUGCAGAGGACCAGGCCAAGCAGUGCUGAAGAUGCAAUAGACCUCACAAAAAACAAACGAGGGGGACGUGCAAUUGGUUAUAAGACCCUCUCUUACCCUCUUACCAGGCAGCAUGGAAAGAUCCGAUAUGAGUGUAACGUCUGUGGCAAGCUCUUUGGACAGCUGUCCAACCUUAAGGUCCAUCUUCGAGUGCACAGCGGAGAACGCCCAUUCAAGUGUCAGACUUGCAGUAAGGACUUCACCCAGCUGGCUCACCUGCAGAAGCACAACCUGGUUCACACAGGGGAGAAACCACAUGAAUGCAAGGUGUGCCACAAGCGUUUUAGCAGCACCAGUAACCUGAAGACCCACCAGCGGCUCCACUCUGGCGAGAGGCCCUACCAGUGCAAGCUGUGUCCGGCUCGUUUCACCCAGUUUGUGCACCUCAAGCUGCACAAACGUCUUCACACUGGAGAACGCCCACAUCGGUGCCCCCGGUGCCCGCGUGCCUUCCUUCACCACUGUAGCCUCCAGGCUCACCUCCAGGGCUUCUGCCCUCUCUCCCCCUCUUCAGCCCCCCACAGGCCUACGGCGGAGGAGCUGCACCGAGUCAACGCUGAGAUCGAGAGGUUUGACAUGAGCGAGGCGGCGGAGCAGCUCGAGGUCUUGGCCACAGAGUCUGAGCCGGACAAAAGGGAUUUUGUUUCCUUUAUGAAAGAGUUGGAGAGGCAGACGUCCUCCAUCAGAGGGGAGAGCGUGUCCUCAGGGAUGAGCAUCGACGGGACAGUAGAGGAGUCCUCUGCACAUUGGACGCAUCACAACAGCCCUGUGCAUUUCCAUCCAGCCAGCAUCAAGCUGGAGUCAGACUACAUAUCAGAGCCCUAAGACAUCCUUGUUAAUCCAACCAUAUAAUCCUUAGAGGUCAGCGCAGCAGCUGUCUGUUGCUGCCCUAUUUGAAGUAAAGCCUUAUCUCUAGCGUGGAUAGCCUUGGGAAUUAAGCACGCCCAGGGCCUAUUGACUUCACUGUGCUGAUGUCUAAAUCAUAAUUAAUUUAUUACACUCCUACUGAUUAAUAUAAAAUUUUACAAACUGACAUAUUUGUGAUAUGUUUUCUACUGUCUAUUUUGUAACUCUUCAAAGUUUUCAUAGAUGGAA
This is a messenger RNA of Lampris incognitus (smalleye Pacific opah), 2837 nucleotides long. RefSeq names its product PR domain containing 1c, with ZNF domain (gene prdm1c). Gene Ontology annotation, molecular function: histone deacetylase binding; DNA-binding transcription repressor activity, RNA polymerase II-specific; RNA polymerase II cis-regulatory region sequence-specific DNA binding. Gene Ontology annotation, cellular component: nucleus; cytoplasm. Bases 225 to 2567 code for a protein of 780 amino acids. The record is from RefSeq and is a predicted model, not a curated record. The transcript is spliced from 7 exons. NCBI's taxonomy places the organism in Eukaryota, Metazoa, Chordata, Actinopteri, Lampriformes, Lampridae. Gene Ontology annotation, biological process: regulation of transcription by RNA polymerase II; cell fate commitment.